Messenger RNA from Psammomys obesus (fat sand rat), 1042 nucleotides. It is a transcript of the gene Snrpa1, whose product is annotated as small nuclear ribonucleoprotein polypeptide A'. The coding region runs from base 53 to 820 and encodes 255 amino acids. Gene Ontology annotation, biological process: mRNA splicing, via spliceosome. Gene Ontology annotation, molecular function: U2 snRNA binding; protein binding. The transcript is spliced from 9 exons. The record is from RefSeq and is a predicted model, not a curated record. Gene Ontology annotation, cellular component: U2 snRNP. NCBI's taxonomy places the organism in Eukaryota, Metazoa, Chordata, Mammalia, Rodentia, Muridae.
CUGGCGGGAGGCGCAGGCCGGUGGCCGAGGCGACGACGCGGGCGGCAACAGGAUGGUGAAACUAACGGCGGAGCUGAUCGAGCAGGCGGCGCAGUACACCAAUGCUGUGCGGGACCGAGAGCUGGACCUCCGGGGAUAUAAAAUUCCAGUCAUUGAAAAUCUAGGUGCUACCUUAGACCAGUUUGAUGCUAUUGAUUUUUCUGACAAUGAGAUCAGGAAACUGGAUGGUUUUCCUUUGUUGAGAAGACUGAAAACGUUAUUAGUGAACAACAACAGAAUUUGCCGUAUAGGUGAGGGACUUGAUCAGGCUCUUCCCUGUCUCACAGAACUCAUUCUCACCAACAACAGUCUAGUGGAACUGGGUGAUCUGGACCCAUUGGCAUCUCUCAAAUCACUGACAUAUCUAAGCAUCCUAAGAAAUCCUGUAACGAAUAAGAAGCAUUACCGACUUUAUGUGAUUUACAAAGUGCCACAAGUCAGAGUGCUGGACUUUCAGAAGGUGAAACUAAAAGAGCGACAGGAAGCAGAGAAAAUGUUCAAGGGCAAACGGGGUGCACAGCUUGCAAAGGAUAUUGCCAGGAGAAGCAAAACUUUUAAUCCAGGUGCUGGUUUGCCAACUGACAAAAAGAAAGGUGGGCCAUCUGCAGGAGAUGUGGAAGCGAUCAAGAACGCCAUAGCGAAUGCGUCGACCCUGGCUGAAGUUGAGAGGCUGAAGGGCUUGCUACAGUCUGGCCAGAUACCAGGCAGAGAGCGCAGAACAGGGCCGAGUGAUGAUGGUGAAGAAGAGCUAGAAGAAGACACUGUGACAAAUGGGUCCUGAGCUCUGUGGCAGAUGAUCUGAUGAGCUCUCUCGGGACAAGUCUUUUUUUUUUUUUUUUUUUUGAGCAUGGAUUAACAGCCUUGCUUGUAUGAGCAACAAGGAAUCUGUCAGCAUUGCUGAAUGCUCAAAACUACUGCUGAUAAUUUUUUAAUAUGAACCUUGAAAUAAAAAUACCAGUUUUCUACAAAUGGUAAAAUAAAAGCCACUUACUGUGCUGCCAAA